Messenger RNA from Coffea arabica (coffee), 441 nucleotides. NCBI's taxonomy places the organism in Eukaryota, Viridiplantae, Streptophyta, Magnoliopsida, Gentianales, Rubiaceae. The record is from RefSeq and is a predicted model, not a curated record.
AUGAACUUUGAACAGUCUGAUAUGUAUCUGGAGCUGCAUAUCAUCACAAUGUUUGGUGGUUGCUUCAAGCAGACUGAUAUAUCUAAUGCAAUGUGUAAGGAUUGCUUUCAAAUUAAUGCAGGUGUUGAUAGCUUUGAUGUAGACAUGGAUCAGCAAAAAGUCACAGUUGUCGGGUAUGUAGAUAGAAGGAAGGUCCUAAAGGUUGUAAGGAGAACAGGGAGAAAAGCAGAGUUUUGGCCAUUUCCAUAUGAUAGUGAGUACUAUCCCUAUGCAGCCCAGUACUUGGAUGAAUCAACUUACUCAUCCACAUACAACUAUUACAUGCAUGGUUAUAAUGAGAGCAUGCAUGGGUAUUUCCCAGAUCUCCCUUACUCAACACUUGAUGACAAAUUUGCUUAUAGCUUCAGUGAGGAAAAUGUCCAUGCAUGCAGCAUCAUGUGA